AUGGCGACGACGCGGGGCAAGGUCGAGGAGAGAGGAGACGGCGACGUGGGCGAGCUGCCAAGUCGUUGGGGCGUGCAGCCACUGGGGCUCCGUCACAUGUACCUGCCAGGCUAUGGGGACACCGUCGUGUGGAGCUACCGGGGCGUGGUCGCGUUGGGGCUCCGUGGCCGCCGGGGUGAUGUGAUCGUCAGCCCAUCAAGGCUCCAUGGCGGCCUUGGCAAGGCUUCAGGUGGACGAAGUUGGAGGCCUCAGGGUGUGAGUGGAUGA
Molecule: messenger RNA, 267 nt
Organism: Miscanthus lutarioriparius
Lineage: Eukaryota; Viridiplantae; Streptophyta; Magnoliopsida; Poales; Poaceae
Source: the annotation of a GenBank genome assembly